UUAGCCGCCAGCCAAUGGGGUUCGCCCGUCAGAAAGAGACACCCGCUGUUUGUCAUGCGCCAUAUUGGAAAGUGGGAGGAGCCAAGAAUCACCCAAACGAGAGGGCAAAAUGGAACGGCCGGCCCUGCUGCAGAAUGGAGAGCUGGGCAACAUGGAUGCUUCCACAACCAGACUGGUCAGCAAGCCCUUUCCCAAGCCCUUCUCGAUCGAGAGUCUGAUUGCCCAGCAAACACCUGCCAAUACGGCGCCACCGUCGCCGCCCGAGGAGCGGGAUCAGGAACAGGAGCCGGAGCACAAGCAGGAACAGGAGCUGAGUGCCCGCGCCAUGGUGGCCAGCUCCGCCCUGGGACUCACCCAGUUCCCGCUGUAUAAUCCCUGGCUGCACGGCUACUUUGCCCAGAACCACGAGAGAUUAACGCAUUUAAUUACCGGCGGCUGCUACCUGCCCUCCAAUCCGCCAGCCAGUCAUCCUGCUCCGCAGCAGCCGCCACCACCACCACCACCACCACCACCGCCCACACAUGCCUUGGAGAAGCAGCUUCCGCCCACCUUGCCGCAUCCGCUGGAUACGCGAUUCCUGCCUUUCAACCACGCCGCCGCCGCCGCCGGAGUGGCACCCACGGAUCUCAGCUACCGCCGAUUGGCCGAGCUGAUGAACCAGGACUACGUGCACAGCCUGAGUGUCCACGCUCGACUGCAGCACAUGGCCGCCGCCGGCCGGAUCCAGGACCAGAAGCCAUCGAACCCAGCUUUGGUGCAACACCAGGAACCGUCGCCGCCGCAGGCCCACUCCUCGCCAGCAAAGUCCGGCAGCCACAGUCCCGUGGAGCCAACGCUGGAUGUGGGCAUGGACGAGGACUUCGAGUGCAGCGGCGACUCCUGCAGCGACAUCAGUCUGACCAUGUCUCCCAGGAACUACAACGGAGAGAUGGACAAGAGCCGCAAUGGAGCCUACACCAACUCGGAUAGCGAGGAUUGCAGUGAUGACGAAGGUGCUCAUUCUCGGCACGAAGGUGGCGGCAUGGGCGGCAAGGAUUCGCAGGGCAACGGCUCCAGCUCCAGCUCCAAAUCCCGUCGCCGUCGCACAGCCUUCACCUCGGAACAGUUGCUGGAACUCGAGCGGGAGUUCCAUGCCAAGAAGUAUCUAAGUCUCACGGAGCGCAGUCAAAUAGCCACCAGUCUAAAGUUGAGCGAAGUUCAGGUUAAAAUCUGGUUUCAAAACCGCCGAGCCAAGUGGAAAAGGGUCAAGGCCGGACUCACCUCCCACGGAUUGGGUCGCAACGGGAGCACCAGUGGCACCAAGAUCGUGGUGCCCAUCCCAGUGCACGUGAACCGGUUCGCCGUGCGGUCCCAGCACCAGCAGCUGGAGAAGAUGUGCCUCAGCGGACCGAAGCCGGAUCUGCGCAAGAAGAUCUCGGCGGAGGCGAUCGGGGGGUUCGAGAAGUUCAGCGGCGCCACCAACGCCCCACCGCCAGUGGGCGUCGGUCUGGGAGUGGCCACGCCCCUCUCCCUGGCCAGGAGCAUCUAUUGAUGGAGUUGGCCCCUGAAUCUGUGCGAGUGUAAAUACCUAAGGAGGCAGUUCGGCUGCAAAUGGAGUUGUCUUUUUGUAAAUAAACAAACGAA
This is a messenger RNA of Drosophila elegans, 1623 nucleotides long. It is a transcript of the gene unpg, whose product is annotated as homeobox protein unplugged. The record is from RefSeq and is a predicted model, not a curated record. NCBI's taxonomy places the organism in Eukaryota, Metazoa, Arthropoda, Insecta, Diptera, Drosophilidae. The transcript is spliced from 4 exons. Gene Ontology annotation, cellular component: nucleus. Gene Ontology annotation, biological process: regulation of transcription by RNA polymerase II; regulation of nervous system development. Gene Ontology annotation, molecular function: RNA polymerase II transcription regulatory region sequence-specific DNA binding; DNA-binding transcription factor activity, RNA polymerase II-specific. Bases 110 to 1531 code for a protein of 473 amino acids.